Messenger RNA from Pundamilia nyererei, 959 nucleotides. It is a transcript of the gene psmb13a, whose product is annotated as proteasome 20S subunit beta 13a. Gene Ontology annotation, molecular function: threonine-type endopeptidase activity. The record is from RefSeq and is a predicted model, not a curated record. The coding region runs from base 67 to 894 and encodes 275 amino acids. Gene Ontology annotation, cellular component: proteasome core complex; cytoplasm. NCBI's taxonomy places the organism in Eukaryota, Metazoa, Chordata, Actinopteri, Cichliformes, Cichlidae. The transcript has 8 exons.
GUUGACGCUCAGAACAGCGACCUCAGGCGCACCGAGACGCGCAGAGGAGCCGCACUCACCUCCACAAUGGCGCUGUCAAAUAUCUUCGAAACUCCCGCACCUGGCUUUAAUUUCGAUAAUACAGCAAGAAACGCUGCAUUAGAGGGUCUCUUUGAUGGAGGAAACACUCCCAAACCUAUGAAAACAGGCACCACCAUCGCAGGAGUGGUGUUCAAGGAUGGAGUGGUGCUGGGUGCAGAUACCAGAGCCACAUCCGAUGAAGUGGUGGCUGAUAAAAUGUGUGCCAAGAUCCAUUACAUCUCUCCAAAUAUAUAUUGUUGUGGAGCAGGUACGGCAGCAGAUACAGAAAAGACCACAGACCUUCUGUCCUCCAACCUCACCAUCUUUUCCCUGAACAGUGGGAGGAACCCUCGAGUUGUCAUGGCUGUGAACAUACUGCAGGAUAUGCUUUACAGGUAUCGAGGUCAAAUAGGUGCUAAUCUUAUUCUGGGGGGAGUGGAUUGUACUGGAAACCACCUGUACACUGUGGGGCCGUACGGGGAUGUAGACAAGGUGCCUUACCUUUCGAUGGGGUCUGGUGAUCUGGCUGCUCUUGGCAUUUUAGAGGAUGGAUUCAAACCAGACUUGGAGCUGGAGCCGGCAAAGGAGCUGGUACGAGCUGCUAUUCAAGCAGGCAUCAUGAACGACCUCGGCUCAGGCAACAACAUCGACAUCUGUGUGAUCACCAAACAAGGAGUGGACUACAUCAGACCGUACCGGGAGUCACAGUACAAAGACAACAGGAAAAUGAAGUAUAAAUAUCGUCCAGGCACUACUCCAGUCCUGACAGAGAAAGUUGUCCCUUUAAAGCUGGAAGUUGUGCUGGAGACUGUGCAGAAGAUGGAGACAGCCUGAGCUACAACAAACAACCAACACAUACACACCAUCUUUGUUUUCAGUCAAUCAUGUUCGAAUCGUGU